ACCAAAAGAUGUCUGUAAAAAUGAGAAAUUUUUCAGCUAAACACAGCCAUGGUGCACCAGUAUGUACACCACAGUGUUUUUUCCCUUGUAUGUAUAGAAACCAGUCUAUCAUACAAGAGUGUCAAAGUUGGAUCUGAUGGACUUAUUUUAGCAGUUUGGAGGACGUAGGUUUUGGACGAUCUCAUUAGCAUAUUUUCGGGGUCAUCCACUAUGAGCAAGGUAUCUUUUCGGGCUCGGGCGCUGGACGCCUCGAGGCCGAUGCCAGUUUUUAGGGCCGAUGAAAUUCCAGAUUUGCCUGAUUUUGCCACCAUUAACCGAUCGGUUCCUCAAAUGCCGACGGGAAUGGAAAAAGAGGAAGAAACGGAACAUCAUCUUCAAAGGGCAUUAUCAGCGCAGCAAGUGUAUGGCACAUCAGAGGCUUUGGUCAUCCCCAUUCCAGAGAUUGAUCAUAUUGACAGAUAUGGCAACCUGUACAAAGAUGACUUCAAGAUUCCAAAGCAGUAUGUUCAUAUGCAAGCUUUCAGUAUGGACCAGGAAAUACCUGAUUAUGACAUGGACAGCGACGAUGAAGUUUGGUUGACAGAACAAAGCAAGAAGAUGGAGCUUUCAUCACUGAAGUUUGAAGAAAUGAUGGACAGGCGAAAGGGAAGUGGUCAACAAGUUGUUACACUCCAGGAAGCGAAGGCAUUAUUAAAAGAAGAUGAUGACUUGAUAAUAGCUGUCUACGAUUAUUGGUUAAACAAAAGAUUAAAAAUGCAACAUCCCUUGAUCUUGUCAGUGAAGACGGAGAAGAGGGAUGGCUCAACCACCAAUAAUCCAUAUGUAGCCUUCAGAAGAAGAACAGAGAAAAUGCAAACCCGAAAGAACCGAAAGAAUGAUGAAGUCUCAUAUGAAAAAAUGCUGAAACUUAGAAGAGACAUUAGCCGAGCUUUAACUUUAAUAGAGAUGAUCAAAAGGAGAGAGAAGACAAAAAAGGAGAUGCUGCAGCUGACAAUAGAAGUUUUAGAAACAAGAUAUCAGAUGGAGGAUUUCAAUGGCACUCACUUGGCUGAAGCUGAAGAGCUAAGACACUCCAUGAAGCGUACCAUUGUUCCUACAAUACCACUGGGAGACUGGGGACGACGAGAGGCAGCACCUGUUAAAAAGAAAAGAGAAUACAAGAAACGAAAAAGUAAGCCUAAUCAGCAGCAACAGCAGCUGCCUCAAGUGUCUCCAUACGGUGAGAUUGAUGUCAUUCAUCCUGACGUCUUCAGCUCUGAUGAGGAGGGACUUUCCCCAGGUAUGUCUACAUCUGAUCAUGAAGACGAAAAUGAUCCAGAUGGAAUGUUUGCCUUCAGGAGGAAAAAGCUCUGUAACUAUCAUGCACCUCUGUUGGGUCGGCCUGGCAACUGGCCAUGGUAUGGCUCAGAAGAUGGUGGGUUGGGGGAUAAAAAAUAUCGUUACUCACUGGCUUCCCUGUCAGCUCCUCAGCGGUGUGUGGGCUUUAUACGACGGAGAAUAGGCAGGGGAGGCAGGGUGAUAUUGGACCGUGCAUCAACAGAAUGGGAUGAUGGUCUGGCAAAUGUUGAUUUCAGCAACAGUAGCUCGUCUAAUAAAGGUGUCCUUGGAGAUUAUCUUGUUUAUGUCCGGGAAAGAAAAGUAGCUCACUACCGACCACGCACACCGCCCCAGGAGGACUUUGUGUCAUUAGGCAGCUCUACCCCGUCCUCUACGCCAAUCAGCACAGAAUUUAACCUGGAGAGUUUCCAGUGCCACCAGGAACAACUGCUCCAGAUGCAGAGAGAUCAGCAGGAACAGAUGCUACGACAAGAGACCAGUGGCUUAGAAAACUCCUAUAACACUUUGGAUCAUUCCUUCACUUCACAACCCACCUCACGCUUCACAUUAGACUCUGAGAAGGCUCGAUUCGCGGCCUCAGCUGUCAUAAACUCUGCUCAACUCAACGUCCAAACAUCCAGUGUGGUGACCACUCCAGCUGGGACAGUUACGACAACAACAACUACUGUGGCCAAUGGCCCUGUUGCAGACAACAAAGCUUCAGGACUGUCAACAUUACCUGCAGAGACAGUAUUAAGGUUAAACUUCCCGCUGAAUAAUUUGAUGUCAAGCAGGACGUCAGAAGCCAAUUCCAUUUUAAAAGUACCUUCAACAGUCUCCAGUCCUAUCGACCCUCUACCUAUUCCAAAGCAAAACCAUGAAGAAACUGUUUCAGUGAACAAUGUAGCCACAGACAGAGUUGUUGCCAUGGAUGUCACAUGACACUAGUGAUCGCUUUGGCAGAAUUGUGAUGCUUUGGUUGAUAAAUCAGGGAAAUCUGAUGCCUAUGAUGUGAUAUCCCCUAGGCGUCUGGCUAGAGCUGUCUGUGAGUGAUGCAGGGCAUGGGGUCUCCUGAUGUGUGUACCCGCAGGCUUGGCCUGGCACCCUUGUCCUGUCCAGGACAUGCUAAUUGGUGCUGCCACACCCUCACACACUCACCUGGCAAUAGCCACAGCUGGGGCAGAAAUCUCAGGAGUUGAGUGUUGUCAGUCUGUGUUUGUCUCGUGUUUGGAGACAGUCGCUCUGUGUAGUUUUCAUGAUGCCUUGUACGUUGCUGUGUGGAUGUUCACUGUUUAACUAUUCGUCAGGUGUUUGUGUCGAUCUCUUCAUUCCAUAUUUGGAGUGUAACAGUGGUGAAGAAGAAUAACCUGUAAGGUUAGAGCCCUUCUGAAGUUAGUGCUGUAGUGUGAUGACUGUACACACGGAAAAACAUUAAAUAAACAAACUGAAUACUAGUUUGGCUGACUACCUCAGAAAUACCUCUUACCAUUAGAUUGGGUCAUGUAAUUUUCUUCCUAUCCAUUUACUGCUUGUCAUUUACAUGUACUAACAUGUUGUGUGGUGUUCAGAUAGCCUAUAAAGAGUGACACAAAGUUUGUUCAGGUUUUUAAUGAAGUGUUUAAAUGAAUUGUGGCAGGUUUAACUCAAAUGCCAUGAAUUGUAAAUACUAUUGCUGGAACUGAAGGUAGUGCCCAACCAAGGAGUUAACGGUACUGUUAUACCGUGCCGUACAGUGUGUCAAUCCGAUUGAAGUCAUUACCUCCCUUGAUCAGCUGGUGCAAUAAUAUAUGAUGAAAUAGUCAUUCUGUUCAGGUGGUGUAGCAUUGUGAUGAAGUGUUUAUAGAACCUAGACAGGACUGUUGGAUGAAUAUGUCAGAGCUUCAAGCGUACAGAAUCGUAGCUAGUGAAAUAUUGUGUAAUUAAACUUUCCAUUGAGGUUUCACUUUCAGAUUAACGCUUUUAUAAAUCCUAUUUAAUUCAGGGCAAGAGUAGCUUUUGUGGGUAAUGCUUUUGGGUACAGUUCAUCACAUUCAAAAGAUCCUAUCCCAUUAAGGAUUUGUUUGAGGCAAACCUAGUGCAAUGCAUUCGU
Molecule: messenger RNA, 3406 nt
Organism: Liolophura sinensis
Lineage: Eukaryota; Metazoa; Mollusca; Polyplacophora; Chitonida; Chitonidae
Product: enhancer of polycomb homolog 1-like
Biological process (GO): regulation of transcription by RNA polymerase II
Cellular component (GO): NuA4 histone acetyltransferase complex
Source: RefSeq, a predicted model, not a curated record